Messenger RNA from Diaporthe amygdali, 1596 nucleotides. RefSeq lists its product as uncharacterized. The record is from RefSeq and is a predicted model, not a curated record. NCBI's taxonomy places the organism in Eukaryota, Fungi, Ascomycota, Sordariomycetes, Diaporthales, Diaporthaceae. The transcript is spliced from 3 exons. The coding region runs from base 1 to 1596 and encodes 531 amino acids.
AUGCUGGCGUCUGCUCUGUUCUCGAGGCACCUAGCCAUAGCAGGUCUUCCUUACCUAGUCCUCCUCUGCAUCAUUUCACUCGGCGAAAGCCUCGAGUUCCUACCGUCUGCGGGCCUGACUCGGCAGUUUGGACAAGUCGAACCCAUCAUCAAGCGCACAUGGGAAUCCGAACAAGGCCCUUUCUCUAACGGCCCACCGGACGAUUAUGUCGAAGGAAACGAGGCAGCUGAGGCCCACACAUUGACCAACGACAGCCCCGAGAGGAUCGGUGUUCCAGGGCUGGGCAAACCUCUGCCUCCCAUCACCUCCAUCGUUGCAUCUGUACUCGGAGCAAGUGCUGACGCAGGCCUCGUUCCUGGACUUCCAACGCCGCCAGUCAUUCCAGAGCCCGUCAUCCCAGUUCCAAUCGGUGCCUCUGGUGGCCUCUUCAGCUCUGUUAUUUCCAUCCUGGCCGGUGCGCCAAGUGCUGUCCCUACGAGCCCCGGCGGAAACGACGAACCUUUGGGUGGACUGCUGAGUGUAUUGUCUCAGGUCAGUCCCGUGCCGGUUAGCCUCAGCAUCACAGGCGUCCCAGUUGUUCCGACACAGUCCGGAGGGCUUCUCCCAGCUUUUAAUGUACUAGAUGGUGUCGCCGCAGCCCUUGACGACGUACUCGGCUCGUCCAAAGACAGCGACAGUCAAGGCAGCGGGCUUUUGGGCCAGCUCUCUGCCAAUAUCAUCGACCCUAUUGCAUCCAUUGCUGCCGAUCCGACCUCUAUUAUCGCGCAUCCCACUGCUGCCCUGAUUGACCUCCAGAGUCAAGUCUCCUCCCUUCUCGAUGGCCUGCCAUCAGCAGUCGCUGCCGGCGUCCAACUGGCAAGCAACGUUGGGGGACAGAUCGCCGGUGCUCUCGAUGCAACGACAGAGGUUCUAGACAGCGUUCCAGCCGUUGCUAAUGGCGUGGCUGAGCAAGUUGGCUCUCUGCUCAAUGCCGCUCCCAACCUUGCCACAGGCCUUCCUGCUGCCGCUCUCUCUGUGGUCAACCAGGUGGAGUCCGUCCUCGCCCCUAUCCCGGACCUUGGUAGUGAUGUCGCUGGGAUCCUCCGUGGUAUGAGAGAAGAACUGUCCUCGGCUGCAGCCAACGCUUUGCCAGAAGUGACGUCCCUCGCUGCAAUAGUGGGGAGCCAGGUCGUGAGCAAUCUCCCACCUGUGCUCCAAGGCCCUGUGCAAGGAGUGGUGUCAGAUCUCCAGAACGACAUAACCUUUUCCUACUUCGCCACUACCUCUCGCCUCCGUUUUGUCAUCUUUGGGCUCGUCAUUGAUGACUGCCGAAACUGCUGUCGCCUCUGGUGUCGACCCUCUUGCGAGUUCUGCUUUGUCCGAUCUCUCGUCAUUGUUCAGUCAAAUAUCGGCUCUUUCCCUGACGGCUGCACUGACAUCUUCGACUCAACCUACGCCUUCAACAGCCAGCGAUCCGAGUUUAGCUACAGCGACCAGCACCAGCCAGCACCCCGAGCCAUCAGACUUCGCGGUCGGAACUGGCCUUGUGGUUUCAGAUGGUUCCACGGCAGCGAAUCAUCACAACACAACUUCGGCCGGACCGAAUACGGCGCGUAG